Paramecium octaurelia is the source of this 792-nucleotide messenger RNA. Lineage: Eukaryota; Ciliophora; Oligohymenophorea; Peniculida; Parameciidae. The record is from the annotation of a GenBank genome assembly.
AUGAGUCUAAGAUUAGAUCUUUUAAGGUGGGUUAAUGAAAAGUGUCCAUCAAUGAAGGCAAGUAACAUUGAAAGCCUUUCGGAUGGAAGACAUUUCUUAUGUUUGUUAAGAAAAUACUUCCCUGAAAUAGAAGUUCCCUAAUUUAAAAAAAGCUCUUCAAUUGCGUAAAGAAUGGAAUCCUUGAAUCUUGUGAUGGUUUAUUGUCAAAAAUUGGAUGCAUCAUUCAAAUUAAAUAUGCUUAAAAUAGCAAACAAAGAAUCAAUUACAAUUUUAAAUAUGCUUAAAUUUCUUAAAUCAAUUCUAGAUAAAACACCUGCUAAAAUUUCAUUUAUUUAAGAAGAAUUUUAAACUACGUUGAAAGUAAAGGAAAAAGACAAUUGUUAGAUUUGUGAAGAAAUUGUUAUCCCUAAAGUUUAAUAGGCUUAAGAUGAUGAAACUCAAACCCCAGAAAUUUAAGAAGAUUUGAUUCCAUUACAAAAGUUUUAAGCUCAACUUAAAAGGCUAAUGUCAUUCAAAUUGCAACAUCCAUUUUUAGAACUGGAACUACUUAGAUUGCUAGAAAAUGAUUAUGAGGUUGCUGAGAUGAUAUAAUAUUAUUAGUUAGCAGUAUAAAAAAGAAGUAAGAAUUCAAAGCAUACUGAUUAUCAUUCUAUUCAUAGCAGCUAGUUUCAUUAUAAAGGUGAACCAAAUAUAUUGGAUGUAGAUUAUUCAUUCGAUCAACAAUAUGCAAGUAAAAGGAGAAUGGAAUUUGGUAAUUUAUUUUAAGUGAGUGAUGAAAAGUUUAACGUUUGA